GACACACCUGCUGGCCUGGGCGGAGCUUACGAACGCACCUUAGUCGAGGGAAGAGGCCGCCGGAGACACGGAGCGAGAGGAAGGAAGGGACUGAGCCAAAGAGAGGAAGAGGAGCAGGUUGAAACACAGUCCGACUCCGGUUGCACCCCAGCGGGCCUCAACAGCUUCCCGUCAUGUCCAAGAAGCAGGAAAGCAGCGCUGUGAAGAUCACCAGGACCCAGGCCACCGACCUGGCUUCCCUCAUUGCUCGCAUGCAGAAGAAUGCGGAUCGAGUGGAGAAGAACAUCCUGCAAGCGGAGGACCUGCUGACGGUGGACAAGCAGCGUGAUGGCAGGAACCAGGCUCUGAUCCACCAGAAGGAGAAUGCGGACAACCUGGCGGAGGCGGAAGGCCUGCUGAAGGACCUCUUCAUGGACGUGGACAAGGCCAAGCGUCUGCAGCACCCGCAGGCUUCCGAGAUCGAGCGAGACGUCAGGAACCUCCACGACCGCUGGGUGAAGGACUGUUCCACGUACAGGGAUCUCUACGACCAAGUGCAGGACUUGAUGCCCAAACAGAGGAUCGACUGGGGUUCGGCGCUGGAUGACAAGCAGAGGCGUGUAGACACGGAGGGCUACGGACGCAGCCUGGCCGAUGUGGAGAAACACAUCGCAGCGCACAACAUCCUGCAUCAGGAGAUCGAGGCCUACAGCGGCCAGCUGACUCCUGACACCACGUCUUCACAGGGCCAGUACGCCAUCCUGAAGGGAAAACACGACAAGCUUUUGGAGAGCUCCCGAAGGAGACGCAAGCACUUGGCCUCCCUCUACGACUACAUGCAAAGCUGCGCCAAGGAGCUGGACUACCUGUCCCAGCAGCAGGACCGGAUCCUGCAGAGGGACUGGAGCGAUCGCAUGAUUGACCCCCCCACCGUCCGCAUGGAGUAUGAGAAAUUCAAAAGCAACGGUCUGCUGUCACACGAACGGGAGGUGAACCAGCUCCUGGAGGAAGGAGAUCGGCUGUUGGACAGGAAACAUCCUGGAAGCCCAGCAAUACAGGCCCACAGAGACGCCGUGCAGAACGGAUGGCAGUCCUUCCUCAACUUGUGUCUGGCGCAGGAAAACCACCUGGACAAUGUUGAAGACUACAAGAAGUUCCAGCUGGAUGCAGAGACAUUGUCCGAGUCCCUGGACAGACUCACCUCCAACCUGGACCCCAACCUUUUGACCGGCAAGAGCAAUUCCGAGGUCCUCCUGGAACUCCAGGGAGACGAACCGGCGGUAAAGCGGAACGAGCAACGCCUGGCGGCUCUCAGACAACUGAGCCGCAACAUCGCACCUCUGAAGCUCCGUCGAAGCAAGCUGACCACGCCCACCAUGGCCGUCGCUCUGUGUGACUGGCAGGACGAGCAAGGAGCCGUGAGGCGUGGUGACCAGCUCACAUUGAAGUCCAUUUAUGAUCAUGAGAUGUGGGAGCUCCAAGAUAGCAGCAAGAGGACCAAGACCCUCCCCGGGGCGUGUUUCGUGGUGCCGGCGCCUGACGACGAGGCCAUGCAGAAAGUCAACAGUUUUGAGAAGAUGUUGGCGGAUUUGAAGAACAAAAGAUCAGCCAUAAUGACCUCGCUGAAGACCCCCGUCGUGGAGGUGGAUCGCCCCCACAAUGCAGUUUCAGUCCGAAGCACCCCAGAAGACCCCAAAGCCGCAAAACUAUCCGGACAGCUAGAUGAGCUCCACAGCGGUCUAGAUCUUUGCAAACUGGACAUCCAGAAACGCAUGAGGGCCCCUCUGGACAACCGAAACCCGGUGCUGGACCUGGAAAACAGGCUGCAAGACCACAAGAAAUCCGCCCAGUCGGCCAGAAGGCUGGAGUCCGAGAAGUCUGCCCUCCAGAGAGACCUGGACCCCAUUCUGACCAAGAAACCACUCGGCCCCAACGCCUCCAUCUUGCCACUCCAACUGGCUGCUGCCAACACCAAAAUGGACGACAUCAACAGCCUUGUUGAUCUUUAUGAUAAAAAAGCUUCGGCCUCCAUGUUCCUGGAGAGACAAAUGCAGAAGGUAGACGGCAUGGUCUCCGGGUUGGAGCAGCAGCUGGUGAAGGAUGGUUCCAUUCCAGACCAAACAAACGCCCUGAUCAGUCGUAGCCGUCAGCUGCAGGACGCUCGUCAGGCCGUUUCCUUAAAAAAGGAUGACGUGAACACGUUGGGCAGAGACUUGGACCUGACCAAGCAAGUGUGUAGCUCCCUGCAGCAGAACUUCAACGAGUACUGCCCGGACAUCCGCCGCCAGGAGAGCGAAGUGAAGCAUCUGAAGAACCGCUUCACCAGCGUCAGCAAUCAACUCCAGGAAAGGUCUACCCUGAUUCAGGAGGCCACCAAUAAGAACCAGGACUUCCAGAAUGCCGCCCAGUCGCUGGAUUUCUUUUUGGUCAAUUUGCCAAACAACACAAUCAAAGCUACGGACGAUGUGGGCCAAAUAACGUCCAGGCACAGCUCUCAGAGGAGAGUGAUGGAGGACAUUCAGAGGAAGUCGGAUGACGUGCGUCGAAUCCAGGAUCUCUCCCGUGACCUUCAGAACACCUUGAAUGAAUACGAAAUCAAAUCCAACACAUACCGCGCCACUCUGGAUGAUGAAGAUGAGGAUGAAGACGAUGAAGAUGAUGACGAUGAACCCGUUUUGAAAAAGCGUCAAAGUUCCACGAUGGCUCAGGCCGUCCAGAGGAAGGAAAAAGACUUGGUGAACCGUUUUGCUGAGGUGUCUGCGGAGAACGAGCAGCUUCUCAACCAGAUAGGGACAGCCAAGAAGAUCAUCCUCAGGAACGAAGACCAAGUCAGCAGCGUGGCGUUCAACCAGCAGCUGCAGCUCCAGAGCCAGAGGAAAGACAUGGAGGAGGCUGAGACGGUGAAGAGGGACCUGAACGAGGAGCUGUCCCGUCGCUUGGCUGCGGAGAAGGACCUGGAGACGUACAGGCAGAGAUACCUGUCCUUGAAGAGCAGGCGAGGAGUGGAGAGGUUGGAGGAGAAGGAGGUGGUGGAGUACUACCGUGAUGCCAAAGUGGAAGCCGAGCUCAAGUCUCUGAAGAGCAAGAUGAAAGAUGAAGAAUAUAAGAGGUCGAGAACCCUUUCGGAGAUAGACAUCCUGAAUGCCAAGAUGAUCCAGAUGGAGAAAGAUCUGAUUGGCGUCGAGCCCAAGCUGGUCACCAAAGUGCUAACCGAAUAUGAACGAGACCCACAGCUUGAGAAGGAAGCUGAGAAGAUGCAGAGUGAGAUACAGCGAAUACGCCUGGAGCUCCAAACCAGAAGCUCUGAGAUGAUUCAAGUGAAGAAUGAGCUCACUCUGCUGGUUCAGCAGAAGCCCAAAAUCAGGGAAAAGGUGGUGAAGAAGGAAGUGGUGCGGCUGGAGAAGGAUCCCGAGAUGCUAAAAGCUGUUUUCACGUUCAAGAACGACCUGGCAGCAGAAGAAUCUCAUUGCCUGUCCCUCAACAGCAGUAUCUUCAGCAUCAGGGGCCAAAUAAACACGCUGGAGAGGCUCAUCCCCACCAUCGAACCCACCGUUGUCACCAAGGUGGUGAAGCAGGUUCAACAAGAUCCAGAAUCACUGGAAGAGUCCAACAAACUCCGAAUGGCCUUGGAGGAGGAGAAAGAUGAAAACGUCAUCUUGCUGAAGGACCUGACCACACUCCAGUUGCGUUACGGCGAAGUGGAGAAGCUGCGGCCCAAAUAUGAAGUCAAGGAGGUCAUCAAUGAGAUUUUCCGAGUGGACCCUGAGACGGAGGUGGAGCUGCUGCGUCUGAGGAAGGAGAUGCAGGCCUUGGGCCAGAAACGCGGCGAUCUGGAGAAUGAGACGGACGUGGUGAUGACCACGCUGACUGCUCUGCGAGCUCAGAAGCCCAAGAUCGAGUACAAGGAGGUGACCCAGGAUGUCAUCAAAGAGGAGAAAAGUCCAGAGGUCAUCAGGGAGCUUCAGCGGCUGAGCAACCAGGUUUCCCGUCUCCAAGUCAACUACAACUCCACCAUGGAGCUCCUGAUGCAUCUCCGCAAAGAACGAGAUGAUUUGAAAGCGGAAAAAUCCAAAGUGGAGACAAAGCUGGUGACGAAGGAGCUGAUCAAGUAUGAGAACGACCCUCUUCUGGAGAAAGAGGUGAACAGACUUCGGAGGACGGUUCGAGAAGAGACUCAGCAACGCCGCAGUGCGGAGGAAUGUGUCUUCGACCUCCAGAACCAGUUCAUCCUGCUGGAGCGGCAGAAGCCCGAGGAGAAGCUGGUGGUGCAGGAAGUGGUGCGUCUCCAGAAGGACCCCAAACAGAUCUUGGAGCACGAGAGGUUGAACAAUUCCCUCGACGAGGAAGUCAAAGCCCGUCGGAAGCUGGAAAUGGAGGUCAGGCAGCUGAGAGCGCUGAUCCAAGAGAAGGAGACCACGGUGGCUCAGAUGGACGAACGCCAGAAGAAGAUUCAAAUCGAGUCCGAGCUCAGGCACAUCAGAGCUCAGAUCCUUGAGCUGGAGACCACUCCAAAACCAGUUGAGGAAAAGAUCGUCAUCGAGGAGGUCCUGAAAGUGGAGCGGGACCCCAAGCUGGAGAAGCUCAUCGAUGGCACGCGCGUUGAGAUGGAAAGCGAAGGAAACCAAAUUCAUCGCCUGCAGAGGGAAAUCAGCAGCAUGAAGAUGAAGCUGGAAAUCCUGGAAAAGGAGAAGAAGACGGAGAAGGUGGUGUACAGGGAAGUUGUUCGUGUGGAGAAGGACCCGGCGGUGGAGGCCGAGAGGGACCACUUGAGGGAUCUGGUUGCACAGGAGCGAAAUAUGAGACGGGACAACGAAGACAACCUUCAGGGCUUCCGAAUGAAAAUCAGUCACCUGGAGACUUCGGUUUCUGUAAUCAGCCAGGAGGAGACCACGCUGGUCGCCAACAAGAACAACGUGCUCAGAGAAAAGGAGGAACUUCUCAGGCAGCUGAAAUUGCUGGAGAGCCAAAGGCAGAACAUCAGCAUGACCUUCCAGCAGCAGUCCAAGCUGAUGAGUGAAAGAACCCAGAUGGCGAGGCAGAGGAGCCUGAAGGCGACGUCUGAAAUCCAAAGGCUGGAGAGGGACAUCCUGAACGAGAAAGACAAACAUCACCAAAAGGAGGCGCUCAUCCUGGAGCUGAAGGAGAGCAUCAGGAAGGACGACCAGGCGGAAACCCACACCAGAGAGACCAACCUUUCCACCAGGGUCACCAUCUUGGAUCCGGACACGGGCAAAGACCUGGCUCCGUACGACGCCUACGCCAAAGGCUUGAUCGAUCGCGACCAGUACAUUCAGCUGUCGGAACUGGAGUGCGACUGGGAAGAAAUCACCUCCAUGGGCCCGGAUGGGGAUACCACGGUUCUUCAGGAUCGGAAGAGCGGGAUGCAGUACUCGGUCAAAGACGCCCUGAAAGAUGGCCGCCUGACCCAGUAUGAUGUCAUGCUCUACAAGGACGGAAAAAUGCCCAUUUCCGAAUUUGCUCUUCUUGUGGCUGGAGAAACCCGGAAACCGUAUGUUCCUCCGCUCGCAAGCCCAAAGUCCCCCAUCAAGUCGUCCCCGCUGUCCCCCAUCAAGUCGUCCCCGCUGUCCCCCAUCAAGUCCUCUCCGAUGUCUCCCUUAAGCUCCAUGCCGACCUCCCUGAGGUCCUCCUACACGGCAUUGAACAGCCACAGCGGCAGCGUCAACAACCUCGGCGCUUCCUUAGCCGAUGAGCAGUUCCCCAUCUCCGGCAUCUUCGACCUCACCACGGAAAGCCGCAUGUCGGUGAGAAGCGCCUUGACUCGCAAGCUCAUCGACGCCGACACGGCGCUCAAGCUUCUGGAAGCGCAGGCGGCCUCGGGCGGGAUCGUGGAUCUGGCCAAGAAAGACAAGCUGUCCGUCCACAAGGCCGCCGAGCACGGCCUGAUUGACAACGCCCACAUGUACAAGCUCCUCAACGCUCAGAAGGCCUUCACCGGGAUUGAGGAUCCUCUCACCAAAGCGCGUCUCUCCGUGGGACAGGCGGCCCAGAAAGGCUACAUCCCCGACGAGAACGCCCGCUGGUACAUCGAGGCGCAGUACCUCACCGGCGGGUUCGUGGACCCCACCAAACCGGGCCGCCUCACGCUGCAAGAAGCCAAGGAAAGCAACGUGAUUGACAGCAAGACGGCUGACGACCUCCAAGACGGGUCCGCCUACACCAAAGUCCUGGUGGACCCCGUCAGCAAGGAGAAAAUAUCCUACAAGGAGGCCAUCCAACGCUCCAGGAGGGACGCCAGCACGGGACUCCUGCUCCUCCCUGCCGCCUCCAGCGAUGAAACCGACUCCCCGUCCUACUCCAACUUCCGCUUCAAUUCCGCCAACAACAAAAUCUAGCGAGCGCUCGGCGGUUGAAGACGCGACCAAGAAGUAAUCGAGUACACGACAUCGCCGAAUGUAUCCCAUUCUGGUCCUUUUCUUGGAUGCAUUUGGUGGGGAACCUGCACAGAACCCUGACCUCAACCUCAUCGAACACCACCCCACACGCCGGUGACCUCUGACCUUAGCAACUGUUCUGGCUGAACGGACACGCCGCCAUGUUAGGAAAGCCAAAGUGCGCAGGGAAACCUUCUUGGCCGGCAAAGGGGAGACCAGCUCCACAUCCUGGAGGUACAGUACUACAGUACUACAGCACUACAGCACUACAGUACUACAGUACUACUGCACAGGUACAGUCUAUAUACUGGAUCAGAACAUUUAAUGGACAGUGAUUUUUUCAAACGUGGUUUGGGUAGGAUUUUGGGGUUUGGGUAAAAAUCAGGGUAAUAUAUAUUGUUCUUCCUCAGCAUCCAGUUCUUUGUUGUUUUUUACACAAGUAUUUCCAUGCCACCAUGUUUAUUGCAUCAAUGUGAAUCAUACUUUAUAUACGUAAUAAUAAAUGACUUGAUAAAUCUUCA
Molecule: messenger RNA, 6892 nt
Organism: Doryrhamphus excisus (bluestripe pipefish)
Lineage: Eukaryota; Metazoa; Chordata; Actinopteri; Syngnathiformes; Syngnathidae
Gene: evplb
Product: envoplakin b
Biological process (GO): intermediate filament cytoskeleton organization; wound healing
Cellular component (GO): intermediate filament; cytoskeleton; cytoplasm
Molecular function (GO): cadherin binding; structural molecule activity
Source: RefSeq, a predicted model, not a curated record